Molecule: messenger RNA, 1054 nt
Organism: Hylaeus volcanicus
Lineage: Eukaryota; Metazoa; Arthropoda; Insecta; Hymenoptera; Colletidae
Exons: 6
Coding region: 94-783 (229 amino acids)
Source: RefSeq, a predicted model, not a curated record
AGAUUUUUUGUUUUUUUUAAUAAAAGAGAAUUCCUUUAGAAAUCUUUUUUUAACAAAAUUUUAAAGCAAUCGAAAUUUAAUAAUUGUUGAAUUAUGGCCAAAUUUUUUUCUAAACCAAAAGUAUUUUUGAACUACAAAACAUUUGUGAUUCAAGUCAUAGCGUUGUUUAUCGCUUUGUUUUCAUUAUUCUCUAAUGAGUGGCUUGCAAAUAGUAGCCCGGUUAUUUUUCAUCCUUACAGCCGUUCUUGGGGGCUUUUUAGAGUCAUAGGUCGCACUAUACGAACCCACAAUUCCCAAUGGAGCACGGCUUGUUUAACUGUUCAUAAAUUUUCUCUAGGAGGCUGUACAACACCUUUGUGUAAAUGGUACUCUCAGAAAUGUUCAGCGUUCCGAAUCAUAUCAAUUGUAUCUCAUGUGACUGCAGGUUUGGUUGCCGCAUCAAUUUUUGCAACUUUUUUAUCGAUGGUGUUUUCUUUGAGGAAAUCCAUUAAAGUUGUUCGUUUUUCUCUGGGGUUUGCGAUCGUUGGAUUUAUACUUAUUAUUGCUAGCAUCGUACUGUAUACUUUUGGUAUGGAACAAGCAUUUCAAUUGAUUAAUGCCGUCGGUUAUUAUCCUGUUCCCCAACCCGCUGUAUCUUAUAUUUUUGCGUGUGUCUAUUCCUUGCUUACGUUAAUUAGUGUUAUACUACAUGGUCUGACGAUUCGUCAAUUAUCUAGAGAAAUGACAUAUAUACAGCAGGCGAAAACUGAGGCAACAAAAAUUAGAGAAGAGUAUGGGAUAUAAGGUAUUUUUAGAAUUUAGGUAGUGUUUGUGAAAAAUGUCUCUUCUUUUAACGGUUACAUAUUUCCACAAAACUUUACCACUACUAUGUGUCGUCGUUUGACACUUUUAAAAAAUAGUUACCCGUUAGUCGGUUAAUUUUUCUAGAUUUAGCUUUAACUUCAAAAGAAUUUUUUCUUAUUUGCUUAUUCACGCUUUAAACCAAUUUCGCUUUUUUUAAUCAAAUUUCUUUAAACUUUUCUGUAUUUUAACUGAUAAUAUCAAUAAUAAUAAU